Formica exsecta is the source of this 1069-nucleotide messenger RNA. Its product is annotated as protein I'm not dead yet-like. Gene Ontology annotation, biological process: monoatomic anion transmembrane transport; citrate transport. The record is from RefSeq and is a predicted model, not a curated record. Gene Ontology annotation, molecular function: citrate transmembrane transporter activity; succinate transmembrane transporter activity. The transcript is spliced from 2 exons. The coding region runs from base 490 to 750 and encodes 86 amino acids. Gene Ontology annotation, cellular component: membrane. NCBI's taxonomy places the organism in Eukaryota, Metazoa, Arthropoda, Insecta, Hymenoptera, Formicidae.
AAUAAAUCUAUAAAUAACUAUGACCAUCUAGUUAUACCUUAAAUAAUGUAAACAAAAGCUUUUUCUAGUUAGAAGAUGACAAAUAGAUUAAUAUAACGUACACAAACUUCACUAUUCUUAAUAUCAGUUAUAAUACCUAAGGAAAAGCAUUAAAAUUGUCGAAUUUUAAUUUGUUAUAUCUCUUAAAUCAAUGACAUUCUCCACUUGACUUUUGCGGGGAAUUACUCAAAACACACACACACAAACUUCGCCUACAACAUAUCUCAUUGUAAGUGGAAAUAAAAUCGGUGAGGUGUGACCUAUUAUGUUCAAGUAAAUAAGUCAAUAAGUUUAUCUUUACCACAGUAAUGGCUAGGAAUUCGUAACGUUACACUUAUUUCGAAAUUUUUAGUGAAACUAGACAAUAACUCUAUACGUACUGACAAUGGCAUAAUAACGAGCAAAUGCAAAUAAAAAAAUAUAAAUACACAAAUAUAAUACAACGAAAAGAUGAUACAAUGUGUGGCUAUUAAAAUACAUCCUUUGUAUUUGAUGCUGCCGGCGGCUAUCUGCUGCUCGUUCUCGUUUCAUUUACCGGUAGGUACCCCGCCGAAUGCAAUUGCCAGCGCGGCGGGUCAUAUAAAGACAAGGGACUUUAUGAUCGCCGGUAUCGGGCCCAGCAUCGUCACGCUCGUCGUCACCGUGGGGGCGUUCUCCACAUGGGGUACAUACGUAUUCAAUCUGUCCGAGUUCCCCGAGUGGGCGACAUAGCGGUACUCGUCAGUAUAGUCCUUCGAUAUUUAUUUGCGCUUCGUGCUCCACCGAACGCGCGUGUUCCACAAUGACAAGAGUACUACUCGUACAUAAUAACGCCGAAUAUUCUCAUCUCAUCGAAAAAAUUCGGUCUCUCUAUAAUAGAUAUUUUCUUACAAAUUCCAAAGAUAUCUGACGCCUUAAGGGAUAAGUUCGCACAAUCGCGAAUCUCAACUUCCUCAAUGGCAAGAAUAGACUGGAUGGUACUAUGUAUGUAUCGUAAAAGCGAAAAUUGUCAAAUAUGAUAAGAAAGUAACAAUAUGAUACAUCCUCAGAA